UUGCAGCUUAUUUAAUAACAUUUGAGAAACACGAAGAAUGGCUAACCACUUCCCCUAAGACAAGACCCCAGAAUGGCUCGAUGAUCCUCUACAACAGGAAGAAAGUGAAGUACAGGAAAGAUGGGUACUGCUGGAAGAAGAGGAAAGACGGGAAGACGACUCGCGAGGACCACAUGAAACUCAAGGUCCAGGGAGUUGAGUGCUUGUACGGCUGCUAUGUCCACUCCUCCAUCAUCCCCACCUUCCACCGGAGGUGCUACUGGCUCCUUCAGAACCCCGACAUUGUGCUGGUCCACUAUCUCAACGUGCCAGCCAUCGAGGACUGCGGCAAGCCCUGUGGCCCCAUCCUCUGCUCCAUCAACACCGACAAGAAGGAGUGGGCGAAAUGGACCAAGGAAGAACUCGUCGGGCAGCUGAAGCCCAUGUUCCACGGCAUCAAAUGGACCUGUAGCAACGGCAACAGCAGCUCCGGCUUCUCAGUGGAGCAGCUGGUACAGCAGAUCCUGGACAGCCACCAGACCAAGCCCCAGCCGCGGACCCACAACUGCCUCUGCACCGGCAGCCUGGGAGCGGGCAGCAGUGUGCACCACAAGUGUAACAGUGCCAAACACCGCAUCAUCUCCCCGAAGGUGGAGCCCCGGUCAGGGGGCUACGGGGGCCACUCGGAGGUGCAGCACAAUGACGUAUCCGAGGGCAAGCAGGAACACAGCCACGCCAAGGGAGCGAGUCGUGAGAAGAGGAAUGGCAAGGUGGCCAAGCCUGUGCUGCUGCACCAGAGCAGCACCGAGGUCUCGUCCACCAACCAGGUGGAGGUCCCGGACACCACCCAGAGCUCACCCGUGUCCAUCAGCAGCGGGCUCAACAGCGACCCAGACAUGGUGGACAGCCCUGUGGUCACGGGUGUGUCCAGCAUGGCGGUGGCCUCCGUCAUGGGCAGCUUGCCCCAGAGUGCCACGGUGUUCAUGUCCGAAGUCACCAACGAGGCCGUGUACACCAUGUCCCCCACCGCCGGCCCCAACCACCACCUCCUCUCGCCCGACGCCUCCCAGGGCCUCGUCCUGGCCGUCAGUUCCGACGGCCACAAAUUCGCCUUCCCCACCCCGGGCAGCUCAGAGAGCCUGACCAUGCUGCCCACCAACGUGUCCGAAGAGCUGGUCCUCUCUACCACCCUGGACGCUGGACGCAAGAUCCCAGAAACUACCAUGAACUUUGACCCCGACUGCUUCCUCAACAACCCCAAGCAGGGCCAGACGUAUGGGGGCAGUGGGCUGAAGGCGGAGAUGGUGAGCGCCAACAUGCGGCACUCGCCGCCCGCCGAGAGGGCCUUCAGCUUCACUACGGUCCUGGCCAAGGAAAUCAAGACAGAGGACACAUCCUUCGAGCAGCAGAUGGCCAAGGAGGCCUACUCGUCCUCGGCGGCCGCGGCGUCCAGCUCCCUCACCCUGAGCGCCGGCUCCAGCCUCCUGCCGUCGGGCGGCGGCCUGAGCCCCAGCACCACCCUGGAGCAGAUGGACUUCAGCGCCAUCGACUCCAACAAGGACUACUCGUCGAGCUUCAGCCAGCCGGGCCACAGCCCCCACAUCCACCAGACCCCCUCCCCCAGCUUCUUCCUGCAGGAUGCCAGCAAACCCCUCCCCACCGAGCAGAAUGCCCGCAGCAGCCUGGGCGAGUCUGGGAGCACCUUUGUGAUGCCCACGGUGAAGACGGAGAGCUCGCCCCAGAGCAGCUCUUGCAGUGGCCACGUGGAGACUCGGAUAGAGCCCUCGUCCUCCCUGCACCUCAUGCAGUUCCAGGCCAACUUCCAGGCCAUGACUGUAGAGGCGGAGGUCACCAUGGAGACCUCGCAGGCGCCCGAGGGUGGCGAGGUCCUGCUUAAGUCCGGAGAGCUGCAGGCCUGUAGCUCCGAGCACUACUUACAGCCGGAGUCCAACGGUGUGAUCCGCAGCGCCGGCGGCGUGCCCGUCCUCCCGGGCAACGUGGUGCAGGGUCUCUACCCCGUGGCCCAGCCCGGCUUGGGCAGCGCCGCCAACAUGGAGCUCAGCUUGGACCACUUCGACAUCUCCUUCAGCAACCAGUUCUCUGACCUGAUCAAUGACUUCAUCUCCGUCGAGGGGGGCAGCGGCACCCUCUACGGGCACCAGCUGGUGUCCGGGGACAGCGCGGCACUGUCGCAGUCAGAGGACGGGGCCCGUGGCCCCUUCACGCAGACCGAAAUGUGCAUGCCCUGUUGCAGCCCCCAGCAGGGGAGCCUGCAGCUCAGCAGUGCCGAGGGCGGGGCCAGCGCCAUGGCCUACAUGCACGUCGCCGAGGUGGUCUCUGCCACCUCGGCCCAGGGUGCCCUGGGCAUGCUGCAGCAGAGCGGCCGAGUGUUCAUGGUGACCGACUACUCCCCCGAGUGGUCUUACCCAGAGGGAGGUGUGAAGGUGCUCAUUACGGGCCCUUGGCAAGAAGCCAGCAAUAACUACAGCUGCCUGUUCGACCAGAUCUCCGUGCCAGCGUCCCUGAUCCAGCCGGGGGUGCUACGUUGCUACUGCCCAGCCCAUGACACUGGUCUUGUGACCCUACAAGUUGCCUUCAACACCCAGAUCAUCUCCAACUCGGUGGUGUUUGAGUACAAAGCCCGGGCGCUGCCCACGCUCCCAUCCUCCCAGCACGAUUGGCUGUCCCUGGACGAUAACCAGUUCAGGAUGUCCAUCCUGGAGCGGCUGGAGCAGAUGGAGAGGCGGAUGGCCGAGAUGACGGGGUCGCAGCAGCACAAGCCGGCGAGCGGAGGUGGCGGCAGUGGCAGUGGCAGCGGCGGGAGCCAGGCGCAGUGUGCUUCCGGCACGGGCACCCUGGGCAGCUGCUUCGAGAGCCGUGUGGUGGUCGUGUGUGAGAAGAUGAUGAGCCGAGCCUGCUGGGCCAAGUCCAAACACCUGAUCCACUCCAAGACUUUCCGUGGGAUGACCCUCCUGCACCUCGCUGCUGCCCAGGGCUAUGCCACCCUCAUCCAGACCCUCAUCAAGUGGCGCACGAAGCACGCAGACAGCAUUGACCUGGAACUGGAAGUUGACCCCCUCAACGUGGACCACUUCUCGUGCACACCUCUGAUGUGGGCGUGUGCCCUGGGACACCUGGAAGCUGCCGUGGUGUUAUACAAGUGGGACCGGAGGGCCAUCUCGAUUCCUGACUCUCUGGGAAGGCUGCCCCUGGGCAUCGCCAGGUCCCGCGGGCACGUGAAGUUAGCCGAGUGUCUGGAGCACCUACAGAGGGACGAGCAAGCUCAGCUGGGGCAGAACCCGCGGGUCCACUGUGCUCCCAGCGAGGAGCCCACCUCAGACAGCUGGAUGUCCCCGUGGCACAGCGAGGCCAUGACCUCUCCAGAAGUACCCAAAGGUGUCACUGUGAUCGCAAGCACCAACCCAGUACAGGUGACAGGCAGUCCGAAGGGCGGCAGCAUAGGCAAGGAGGCGGCCCCUGUGCAGGUGCGUCCGCGGGAGCCAAUGAGCGUCCUCAUGAUGGCUAACAGAGAGGUGGUUAGCGCCGACGUGGGUUCCUACCGGGCCAGUACCGACAGUGAAGAGUGCCCACAGCCCAUGGACGACCUCCAGGUGAACAUGAUGACCUUAGCAGAACACAUUAUCGAAGCCACCCCCGACCGAAUCAAGCAGGAGAAUUUCGUGCCCACGGAAUCCUCAGCCCUGGAAAGGACAGACCCCGCCUCCAUCAGCAGCACCAUGAGCUGGCUGGCCACUUACCUCGCUGACGCCGACCGCCUGCCCAGUGCCGUCCAGAUCCGCAGUGCGCGCAGCGAGCCUCUCACCCCGUCCUCUAACACCAGCCUGAGCCCCGCCGGCUCCCCUGGCAGCGCAAUCGCCUUGGAGAAACCCCCCCUCCCCUCCGCAGCCGACUGGUCGGAAUUCCUGAGCGCGUCAACCAGCGAGAAGGUAGAGAAUGAGUUUGCUCAGCUAACUCUGUCUGAUCAUGAGCAGAGAGAACUCUAUGAGGCUGCCAGGCUUGUCCAGACAGCUUUCCGGAAAUACAAGGGCCGACCCCUGUGGGAACAGCAGGAGGUGGCUGCCGCUGUUAUCCAGCGUUGCUACAGGAAAUACAAACAGUAUGCACUUUAUAAGAAGAUGACUCAGGCGGCCAUCCUGAUCCAGAGCAAGUUCCGGAGUUACUAUGAACAGAAGAGGUUCCAGCAGAGCCGCCGCGCCGCCCUGCUCAUCCAGAAGUAUUACCGCAGCUACCGCAAGUGCGGCAAGAGACGGCAGGCCCGCCGCACGGCUGUCAUCGUGCAACAGAAGCUCAGGAGCAGUUUGCUAACCAAAAAGCAGGACCAGGCUGCUCGGAAGAUAAUGAGGUUUCUACGCCGCUGUCGCCACAGCCCCCUGGUGGACCAUAGGCUGUACAGAAGGAGUGAAAGAAUUGAAAAAGGCCAAGGAACUUGAAGACCUACAGCACCCCUUAGCAAUGUGACGUUGCUUUUUCAGACUUUUCAUUUGUUUUUAGCAGAGACAUGCAACAACACAACACAACACACACGCGCGCACACACGCACACACGAUCCCGCUGCAGUUUUGGGGAGCUCAGCUGCAGGAUUUUACCAGGAAUGUUUUUUGGUCAUUGCAUUUGCACUUUCAUGGACAACUUCUCAUUUGAUCAGCAAGACAUCUUGGAACUCAAUCUUCUGUUGGAUCACAGGAAAACCAGACACUGGGGGGGAGCAAAGAGGCUUCAACCCAGAGGAAGCC
Molecule: messenger RNA, 4733 nt
Organism: Ochotona princeps (American pika)
Lineage: Eukaryota; Metazoa; Chordata; Mammalia; Lagomorpha; Ochotonidae
Product: calmodulin-binding transcription activator 1
Exons: 20
Coding region: 81-4430 (1449 amino acids)
Biological process (GO): regulation of transcription by RNA polymerase II
Cellular component (GO): nucleus
Molecular function (GO): double-stranded DNA binding; transcription coregulator activity; protein binding
Source: RefSeq, a predicted model, not a curated record